This is a messenger RNA of Oryza brachyantha (malo sina), 2926 nucleotides long. RefSeq lists its product as uncharacterized. The record is from RefSeq and is a predicted model, not a curated record. Gene Ontology annotation, molecular function: protein binding. Lineage: Eukaryota; Viridiplantae; Streptophyta; Magnoliopsida; Poales; Poaceae. The coding region runs from base 99 to 2498 and encodes 799 amino acids. The transcript is spliced from 13 exons.
CUUCUUCCACCUCCGAUCGAUCGGCUCCUCCCUCCCUCACGCACACCCAGCCCAUGCCACCGACACGCGCCUCCACCUAGAACCCUAGCCCCACCCCGAUGGCCGCGCCGCCCGGCCCCGUACCGGCCGAGGGGGCGGGGGCGGCGGCGGGGGCCCCCGUGGCGGCCCUGGCCGCGCCGGUGGGGCCACGGCCGUACGAGGUGGCCGUCGCCGCGGCGGAGCUCCGGCCGGUGGACUGCAACCUCGCGGCGCUGUGCGACCACGUGCAGGCGGAGGGGUUCGGCUCCGGGGCGUUCUCCGACGUCGUCGUCGAGGCCAUGGGCGCCACCUACCGCCUCCACCGCCUCAUCAUCUCCCGCAGCGCCUACUUCAGGAAUAUGCUACAAGGUCCUUGGAGGGAGGCUGGAGCACCUACAGUGGUGUUGCAUAUAGAUGAUGCAAAUGUUGAUUCAGAAGCAAUUGCAAUUGCAUUGGCAUAUCUUUACGGGCAGCCCCCAAAGCUUAAUGAUAACAAUGCAUUCCGAGUACUCGCGGCUGCAUCGUUUCUAGACCUUCAGGAUUUGUGUACAAUAUGUACUGACUUUAUUAUUUCUGAGCUCUGGACAUCAAACUUUUUGCAAUAUCAGCUGUUUGCGGAAAGUCAAGACUAUGGUAGUCAUGGAGAACGUGUCAGAAAUGCCUGCUGGGGUUAUCUCUGCCAAAGUGCUACGCUGGAACUACGGGAGGUGCUUCCAAAACUCUCUUCACAAACUUUGCAUGCUCUCCUUACAUCUGACGAAUUAUGGGUACCUAAUGAGGAGAAACGGUUUGAACUAGCAUUAUAUGCUUUGCUUUCGAAGAUCACUCUGCCUGAUGUAGAAGUUAGUGGAAAUGAAAAUUUGAGCCUUACAUCAAGCUCAAAGGGAAAGAGUCCAAUGAAUGAAGCUGGUGAGGAGCAGCUUAUGGGGUCUGAAUUGCAGAAAUUAAAAUUGCAUGACAACACAGAGAGUAUAACUGCCCAUAACACUAUUGAUAUUCCAGAUAUGAAUGCGGAAGGUUCCAGGAGGAAGGUAAAUGAUUUUUCCACAGGAGGACCAUCUGGGGAAAGCACAUCUUAUCAAUUUAACGAAGAUAUCUGGCUUUCUGGUGACCAAACAAGGAACCACCUCUCGAAAACUUCUUCCAGUAAUGGGUUAGUACCAACUGAGUGGGGAAAGCCCAAUGCACCACUUUGGGGUGGUAGGGUUGUUGGUCGGUGGCAAGUUAGAUGCGUUAGGGGAAGCUCUUCUCUUUCUUCUGAUGAGUACAAUGCUUUUAUGAACAUAUUUGAAAGGGGUUCUCUUCUCUACUGUAAUAUGUCAUUUGAUGCAUUGUUAAGUGUUCGAAAGCAGCUUGAAGAGUUUGGGUUUCCUUGCAAAGCUGCAAAUGAUGGUCUUUGGCUACAGAUGCUUCUGUGUCACAGAGUGGAAGCAAUAGUUGCUGAUACUUGCAGAAAUUGUUGCCUUACAAGUAAUUCAUGUGCUUGUAAACAAGCACAUGUAAGUUCGCAUCACCACUACAGGCAAGAGCAUGAUCGGGGCAGUGCUUCAGGUACUGUAGGUAAUAUGUACCUUGCAGAUUCCCAUGGUGAAGGAAAUGGUGUUUUUGGCCCUGUCCGUGUUAAUGUCAGAGGAGCAGUUGAUGGACUUGCUGGUAUUGGGAGAGGAAACUCUAAUGUUCCUGGUGCAGCUUGGGCUCCCACACGCUACGUCUACUCUCGUGUUCCUUAUGGACUUGGUUCAAGAAAUGGUCAACAAUCGUUCGCAAAUGAUGAAUCAGAACCUAGAGUUGACUUCAAUGGAGAUAUUUCGGGAGAUGGCCUGACUGCGUUGGUUAAUCUUACCCAAGAAAUCAGUAUCUCUCCUCAUCAGGCAGAAAGCAUAUAUGAGACAGGUAUGCAAGUUAGAUAUUCCGGUGCUGCUUCUGUUUCGACCCCAGGUGGUUCCUCUCUCCAGAUGCAGGAGUCAAAAGAGCAUGAACUUGGGUCCAAUUGGGAAACUACAGAGAACACAACUAUCUCAUUGGACAUGAAAACACCACUCAGUCAUUUUCCUCCUUUCCGCUUUGGGGUUGAGUUUGAAGAUGUCCACAGGCUUGCAGAUAGUCAGGUGAAACAUUCCACUGAAGUAUUUUAUGCAGGCUCUCUGUGGAAGGUAAGUGUCCAGGCAUUCAAUGACGAGGAUCCUCAUGGGCGUCGCACCCUUGGACUCUUUCUGCACCGACGCAAGGCUGAGCCAUUAGACCCCUUGAGGAAGGCCAACAUGUAUGUAGAUCCCCGGGAAAAGGUCACUGCUCGGUAUCAGCUUAUCUGUCCAUCGAAGAGGGAGGUGAUGAUAUUCGGGAGCCUGAAGCAGGCUGGCACGCUCCUACCCAAAGCUCCAAAAGGGUGGGGUUGGCGCACUGCCAUAUUGUUCGAUGAACUUGGUGAUCUUCUCCAGGGUGGAGCCCUGAGAAUUGCUGCAGUAGUGCAGCUUGUCUAAGCAAAAAUGCCCAGUAUAUCUAGAAGCUAUAGUGUGUUAGUAUAUGCAAAUCGAAAGAAAAGGGCACUAAAUGGCACCAGUAAUGUUUGGUAGUGUCACCAUAAUGUAUGUAGUUCUUGCAUAAAUGUGACUAGAGAUGGACGCAGGUCGAUCCGCGGGUAAUCCAACGUCAAAAGUAAACAUAUUAGUAUAUAUUUAGUUAAACAAGAGCUGGCUACGGAUUACCUGUGGGCUGACCUAUGCCAGUCAUGCUUUCAAGUGUGUAAUAGUAAUUAUGCAUGGGCAAACCAGUCUUAUCAUUGUGACCUGAGUUGGGUUCGUGUGGACGCAGAACCAUUUUUCUUUCCCAUUGAUAGCAACAAACAUGUUGCUGGCAAUUUGUACGAGAAAAAGGCAUAAAUGCAGCAUUGCUUAUAUGUUUCUGAAAA